AUGGUGAAAUCGGAGCAGGGAUUUGGAGACAAUAACUCCAGCAGAGGUACCAUGGACUCUGUGGCCUACACCUGGGAUAAUCUAGCUGCUACCUCCUUGCAGAGAGGGUCCUGUGACCUGCACUUUGAUGCUGCUGUAUUUGACAUUCUCACGGUGACUCCAGAAGAAUUUGCGCACCUUCCACAGCUUCAGGGUGUAUUGACUGCCAUUGAAGAUGGUCGUGGUUGUUGGAGGUACUCCAUGUUAGAUGGAGCCCAUGAGAAAAUGCAGCAAGACCUGGACAAUACACAGAGUCAACUCACCCAACUUGACAUUCCGAUCUUCAGAGCCAUUCGAUGCCAGGAAUUGUCUGAUUGCCGUUGGAACAAGAAACAAAAACACGCUUUGGCUCCCAAUGUGGGUGCUUUUACCCGGAGAUUUAACCAGGUCAGUUUCUGGGUCAUCCAGGAGAUUCUCACCAAACAGACACUGAAACGAAGAGUGGAAGUUGUUGGGCAUUUUAUCAAAAUUGCCAAGAAACUUCAGGGUCUCCAUAAUCUUCAUGGGUUGAUGGCAGUCGUUUCAGCAUUACAGAGCACUCCAGUGUUCAGAUUGUCAAAAACGUGGGCGCUGUUGAGCAGGAAAGAUAAGGCUGUGUUUGAAAAGCUGCAGACUCUGAUGUCCAGCGACAACAACUAUAAAGAGCUCCGAGAUUACAUCAACUGUUUGAAGGAAACUCCGUGUGUUCCAUAUUUAGGGAUUUAUUUGUCCGACCUCACCUACAUUGAUGCUGCAUUUCCACAGUCGACAGGAACCUUGGAGAAGAAGCAUCGCUGUGAUCUGAUCAAUAAUGUUUUACGUGUCAUCUUUGACUUUCAGCAGUUCUGUGAAUACGACCUUCCGACGUUGCCUCACGUGCAGAAAUACCUGAAUUCCCAGAGAUACAUCGAGGAACUGCAGGGAUUCUUGGAGCAGGACAACUACAGGCGAUCUCUGAUGAUCCAGCCUGCAACAUGUGCUCAGCAUCCGGAUUCCACACGAGACUCUCGAGGCUCCCUCUCCCCCAGUGAGGAAACGGAACGUUGUCAUGGUGAUGCCUCGGUCACAUGUCUGUCUUUGACGCGGGGGCACCGAAGAUGGCGGAGUGUCGAUUACAAAGCUGGACAGACAAACACGAGCAAUCACAGAAGUGCCACGUUUCCUGGCUCUUGGCCUCGGUAUCUCCUCGAUGACAGUGAGAUGGAAAGUGAUGCAUCGUGGGUGAUGCAGGCGAGGGCCUCCCAGGAAGAAAGCUCUGAUGUUGGAGAGAGAAAACCUUGUUCAUCUUUUGAACGCAACAGUGGGUUCUCCUGCUCCCUGGGCCGUGUGACGAGGUCAGUGUGGAGCGCUGUGAGGAGCCCGAGCGGAGCCACGCUGCAUCCUGAUGGAGAGGCAACAGCUAUGGAAAGUGUGCUGAGAAGGAAAACUGUCCUGAAAGGCAGCAGGAAGCCAACGGUCUCCCUGUGGACGGCCUAUUGGGUUGUACUUCGUGAAAGCCAGCUGUUUUAUUAUGGAGCCAAGUCAGUGACAUCUGCUGAAAGGAACCAGUUUAAGUCGAGUUGGUGUAAGAGAGUGUCUGUUGUUGGUUGGGUGCCUUUUCUGAUGGAUGAUCCAGAUGUCGACGUUUUCCAACUCUCCGACUCUGAACACGGUCAUUGCUAUCGAUUCCACGCAGGAAGCAGACUAAAUGCAAUGCUGUGGGUCAAACAUCUCAGCAGGGCAUGUGAGAGAAACAGGAACCAGCCUCCCCUGAAUUUGAUGUCUUUCGAAUGAGUGAGGAUGCUGUGAAGAUUUAUAAAAUGUUUUUGGGAACCCCAGCGGACUGCCGGGUCAAGCUUCUGGACUUUGGGAUGUGACUGAAAUGAUAUAAACUCCUGCCAGUGUCAGCCUCUGAUUUGGAACCUCUGGGCGCCUUUCGUUGUUUCGAACCAGCUCUGGAGACUCCUGUUAAACCCAGGAGCAGAGUGUGGCUGCUGUGCUAGAAAUGAGCAGUUUACAGAUUCUGCUGGUCACAGGGCAGAUAGUGAUCAGUGACUUUGGUAUUCUUUCAAACACCAGUCACUCAGAUUGUCACAAGGAUGUUGUCAGAGGGGCAAAUCUUUUGUUUAUGAUCUUGUGUGGACCUUUACUGCACAUCGUUUUCAGGUGGGGGUUGGGGUAAAGUCACGGACUCGUUUGCCCACUGGUGGAAAUGGCUCUGGAAUUCUGAAUCAACGAUUGUUUACCACUUCCUGGUCCUUCUGGCAUCCAAUGAAAUGUUUGAAGUUUUGCCAGAGUAAAUUAUUCAACUCCUGUUUGUUACUCUGACCGAUAUCACUGUCAUUGCCUUGUCACCUGCACCUUUUAUCCAAAUCCGUGUGUGUUUGCACUCCUCCUCCUGACUGUCUGCUGGAGAACGAGCAGCAUUCCCUCUGUCUACGCAGUGCACUGUCUCUGGGCUAUUGGGCUUUAGUUGAUGGGUCUGCUCUGUAUUUUACUAGCGCCUGAUAUUCCUGUCCAUUGAAACCCAGUGGGGAGGAAUGGAAAACAGGAUACGCAGGCUGCUGCCUGGCAGAGACUUCAGGUAUGGAUCAUUCCAAUAUCAAACCCGGCAAAUAAUUGCUGAAUAAAUCAUGUCAAAACCCUGGAGAGGAAUUCUGUGUUCGGUCCUCUGAGCUCAUUGUGGCAAUUGGAAACCAUUUCACUAGCUCUUGGUUGCUUUGCUGUAAACCAUUUGAGGGGUUUCGUUUAAAGCAGGGGUGUGAAUAAAUCACGUGACAGCUGGGAAUGUUAGCGAGAGGAAGGUCCUGUUCUGCACAAUUGUUUGGUCUUGUUCAUGACUUGCACAUUCAGGUUUCAGUCACCAACGGUACUGGGAUGUUUUCCUGGAGAUUUCAUCUCCAGUUUCCCUCUUUCUAAAUUCCUCAAAAGCUGCCACGAUUGGUCUCCUGGCACGUUCACCCUCACAUUGUCUCUCUAACACACCAGCCGUGCUCCUCCGCCCUGCCCUGCUGAUCACAAAGCUCAGGCAUUGUUCCAGCUUCAUGUCACCAGCCACCCUGGCCAUGAGAAUGUUUGGUGUCUCCAUGUCCUUCCUGCUACUGUCAUUGCUUCAGCCUCAUCUUUUAUCGUUCUUCACCGUUCACUUUGCUCCGCUGUGAGCUGAGAACUCCCUCUCACUGUUUCUGAUAAGGAGCUAGUCUUCCUGAAUGAGCUUCAUAUUCCUCAUUGAGGAAUACAGACCCAGCUCCUGUCUUGCCAUUGAGUCUGUUCUAUAGCACACUCCUCUCUUUUAUGUUAAAUCCUACCAGUCUCUCUGGCAGUAUGUGUAAAUGAGGUAAAGCUCUCGCGCUCCCUUCCAGCCCCCACCCCCAACCCGACUCGCUAGUUGCCUGUUCCCACUGUCUGCCGAUUACGACACACUUUGGUUUGACUUGUGCCCAGUGUAAUCUUUAUCAUUUAAUUCACUCUGUCCCUAAAGGAGGAUGAGACACCUCUGGGAAACUGACGCUGAUCUUUCAUUGACGUGCACAACCCCAAAAACUUCCACAAGGCAACCAGAACCUGAUUCCCUGCCCCUUCACAAAGUCUGAGAGAUAACCAUGGGAAGCCCUGUUGGUGCGAAUCUACCUAGCACUUCCUUCUCUAAGUACCUUUAACAAGAUUCAUGCAUUCAGGACAAAAUAGAAUAUAUAAAUACAUGUAAAUAUUAAUUUGACUGUAACACCCAGAGCCCUGAGGAUGUUUGCAGAGUGUAACUGAGGCUGAUGAGAGUCCAUGACAAAGCUGCUGCAGUGUUGACAGACCUGGAGUGAGCCCAGAGGAAAGGUGACAUUUGCUGGUCUGUGUGAACCAUAGAAACAGAUUCUCCAGUGACAGCAGGAUCUCUGGCUUGCGUGGGCUGGGUUUUUCUCUGCUCUGCUUUCAUAUGCUGCAUAAAGAUGGAAUGUUGUUUUUAAUAAGAUUGAUUCCUCAAUCCUGAGCCGACUGUGUUUUAAGGAAAUUGUCAGAGGAUCUUCACUUCUUACUAAUGUACCACAUCUACCCUUGGUGGGUUUUUACAAUAAAAUAAAUAUUUGGUCUAACUCUGA
Molecule: messenger RNA, 4088 nt
Organism: Stegostoma tigrinum
Lineage: Eukaryota; Metazoa; Chordata; Chondrichthyes; Orectolobiformes; Stegostomatidae
Product: ras-specific guanine nucleotide-releasing factor RalGPS2-like
Exons: 21
Coding region: 1-1791 (596 amino acids)
Biological process (GO): Ras protein signal transduction; positive regulation of GTPase activity
Cellular component (GO): plasma membrane
Molecular function (GO): guanyl-nucleotide exchange factor activity
Source: RefSeq, a predicted model, not a curated record